Messenger RNA from Symbiodinium pilosum, 486 nucleotides. The record is from the annotation of a GenBank genome assembly. NCBI's taxonomy places the organism in Eukaryota, Dinophyceae, Suessiales, Symbiodiniaceae.
GUGUUUCCGGAUGCCGACUUUCUGCUGAUUGAAGCCGACCCUGCUCACACUGAAGAUCUUAGGAGAACAGGUGAGCGCUUUGAGAUUGCGCUGCUUGCUGCUCAGCGAGACCAGAAUAUGGUCUUCCACAGCACGCGCUGCAACAUCAAGAGCGGUGCUUCCAUCUUUCGGGAGCAGACCCCCUGGUACGAGAAUCCAUUCUGCCACGAGCCAAAGAUGCUACGCAGCCGAACUCUGGACCAGAUCGUUCAGAACUUCAGUUCGGCCGGCACGAGCUGCUGCGACCUUGUCAAGGCAGACGUGCAGGGCGCUGAGAUUGAGGUAUUGAGGGGAGGGCUCCGCACUCUACGAAAUGCGAAGCUGGUGCUUCUGGAGGCACCAGUUCUGCCUUACAACGAGGGUGCGCCUCGUUUUUCUGAUCUCAUCCGCUUCAUGGCCGAGAAGGGCUUUGAACUCGUAGAUCUCGCCGACGCGGCGUACUCCGAG